AUGUUCAACUUCAGGCAACAAGUUAGGCGAAUAUUGUUAGACUGGACGGUUUUUGUUUCGUUACACCCUAAGCUUUGUAUAGCAUGCCCAUUGUUGUUAUUAGUUUUUGCAUUUCCCAAUUUAAAGGUAUAUGGUGGAUCGGGGGUUGGUGAUAAUGGAUUUAAUGGGUAUGUUUCAAGUGUUGGGCUGAAGUACGUUGAAACCGCGAAGGCAAAUGCGUCCUUCACGCAAAUUCUGAUCCAGCCUAACGAUGAAGCUAAUGUGUUAAAUAAACGGUUUUUAAUGGAGUGUUAUGCUCUACAGCAGCGGAUCCUGAAGGAUCUUGGGCCUGAGCACGUGUUUUCGGUGCAUUCGCCCUUUGAAGCGUGGGAGAACGAUGAACGGAGGCUGGCGAGCGACCAGAUGCCGAUAUAUACGAUUAAUGAGUCGCCGCGUAUGCUGCAGGGGCUUCUGCAGGGAGUGACUCAGUUAAACGGGUACAUUAUGUCUGCGCGAAGCCUUGCUAUCAUGAUCUUAACAAUGCGCGAGCAGACUGCGCACACAGUGGGUAUCUUGGCCGAAAAUCUUAAAGCACUCAAAUCUGUAUCGGAAGUGACUAGAUACUAUAUCUACGGCGGUAAUGCGAUGUGGGAUACUCCGCAAGAACUGGUGCAGUUUUUGCUUGUGCGCAUGACCAAGUGGGACUAUGCCAUUUUGCUAGUCAUGUAUCUUGCAAUUUCAGCUUACUAUACGUACACAACCUUUUCAGUUCGCCACCUCAAGUCGCGGUUCGGCGUUUUCAUUGCAGGAAUAUGCCAAAUGGUCUUGGUUCUUGGUACAGCUCGCACAAUCACCGAGCUGCUUUUCAAGGGUUCUAAUGAUAAUGUGCCUUGGUGUCUUUUGUAUGUGCCGAUUAUGAUUGUUGCUGUGUCGACGUUCGCUGACUUGAACAAGUCCACGAACGGGACUACUAUGUGUACGAGUCCAGAAUACGAAAUGGUUGACAUGCAGGCUGCUAACAUGGCGAAUGGUAUCGGUGCAUCUCCAAUUUCGCCGUCUUUAUCAUCAGGUCCAACGAGUAGUAAAGAUUCCUCCUCUUACCAGGAGAACUUUUUUGAAUCGGUAUCUCGUUCUCAUUUUAAAUGUCUCAUCAGUGGGUUACUAUCAAUUGCAGCGGUCAUGUUCUUAUUUCCAUUCAGCGGAAAAACGACUUGCUUCCUUGUAUCUUCGUUAAUUUGUAAUGCAUUCAUGGCCACAACCUUCUUCACAGCAAUAUUAAGCUUAGAUCAUCGAAGGUUCAACAUGAAGGAUUUACUAUUCAUGAAGGAUAGCGAUGAAAACUUCGAUGUUUCCUUGGAUAAAGACUUUAAAGCGAUGGGCUUCUGCAAAUGGAUAUGCUUUCUGAUAAACACAACACCAGUUUUGAAAGUCCUUUGGGUUUCACGCUCACUAAUAUUCGUUUCUCUCUACAUGAUCCUUUUUAACUUAAGAUUUGCCUAUGUGAGGUCCUCAUCUUCUUUAUUGUACAAGAUAUACACAGGCGGCUUUUUUAAAUUAAUGGACUCUACUAGAAGGUACCCAACAGCGGUAUUUGAUCUAAGUCUAAUUACACACGAAAUAGUGAAACUGCUGGAGUCUAACAAUAAGAAUCAAAUUUCAUAUACUGUAAUGAUUGAAAAACCAAUUUUAAUCAUGAAGGAUGUUUUGGACAAACACGAACUUUACGGGCGCAAUUUUACUGAAGUUUUGAGAUUAUUCAAUUCUUCAAUGUUUUCAUCUUAUAAAUUUGACGGUUACUAUCUCUCUAACUUUUUGGUAUGCUUAGUAUUGGUUGCUGCAUCUACAUUAUUAAUUUUGCAACAAUUAGCCGAAAAAGCAGAUUUACAAAAUCCGGUUCAACUAUCAUCUCCAUGGUCCGCGAGUUUCUUUUCCUCUUGCUCUGGUUUUUCUACAAGAGCUACCACUAGGAAUAACAGCCUAGCCCCUAAUACUGCAUUAUUGAAUACCUUUCCACGCAAUGAUCCAUCGGACGGCAUCGGUCGUAGUUGCUUUCGUACUAAAGAAUUAGCGGAGCAUGGCCACAGUUUGGACAUAACAUAUAUUGCUACAUCUCAAUCACCGUUUAUUGUUUCUGUUGGCAUGGAUUACAAGAUUUUUGUUUGGUCUCCAUUAGCUAGGCCAAUGGUAAAACCAACCCCAAUUCCCUUGGAUCGCAGAUUUUGGCCUAUUUCACAUGUAACGAUAUCCAACAAUGGUUCUUUCAUUGCUUUCUUUAACAGAGUAGGAAAGGUAACAUGCUGGUCUCGGACGCUAAUGAAUUUCCUAUGGACUUUAAAGCUGAAUAGUGCAACUCCAUUGGAGGCGUUCUUUAGAACUAGAACUGUUCCUUCCAUUCUCAAACGGAAAAUUGUUCGAAAACCUUCGGAUUCCAGUAUUUUAUCAUCAAGCACUGGCAAAGGAUCAGUCCGCAACGUGCCGUUGACUAGGCAGAAUAGUAUUAAAUCAAUGACAUCCAUGGGAACAACAAGCGGAGUUGACUCCUGUUAUGAAAACCCUUCAGCUCCUUACAGCAGUGCUGAACAAAUCGGUGAAGAGGAGUUUGUUUUCGUUACUAGUAACGGUGAUUUAUGUGUCGUUGAUAUGGAGGGCAAUAUUAAAAUAGAGAAACUGACUCCAUCCUCAGAACCUUUGGUUUCAUGCAAAAAGUUAAUUUCUCCAAGAAUCAGUGAUAGAAUAAUAAGUUGUAACGUAAAGGGAGAGCUAUUUGUGUCUACUGUUUUAAACAACAAAUGGAGAACCAAGAAGUUAUCUAUACAAAAAAACGCAUUCAAUGUUAUAACGCCAGAAAACUUUAAGUACGGCCUCUCAAUUGCGUCUAGAUUAGACAAUUCUCAUGAUGAAGCACUUGAUCCAUUGCCCUCACCUCAAGAAAACCCCAAUUUAGAUUCUGAUAAUAAGUUGUUGAUGGUUCAUUUUGUAGGAUUUAUCGGUCGAACAAAUGGAAACAAAUUGGAAUUCAUUGAUGCUCAGACUGGUACCUUUAUUAGGCACUUUACUCUAGGCAGCUUUAUACCCAAUUCUUUGAAGAUCUUCCACGAUAUGCCUACACAUUGUAGGUUUUGCGGAAGUGCUUCUGUUGCUUCCUUUUCAAUAGCUUAUUCUGAGCCUGGUAGUCACACGUUGGUUAUGCAUACCUAUCAACUUGCAAGCAAAACGAAGAAUAGUAUAUGUUUGCGUGUGGACCGUGACCCUAGAGAAGUUCGUUGCUUGGGUUUAGAGUCUGUAACAGAGAAGAAGCAUUACCUUCCAAAUGUUGAAAAUUGGAAUGUCACAGAAAAUAAUAUGAUCAUUGGAAUAAAUCGGAAAUCAGAAAGCAUAAAUGAUCUUAAAUCUGGUGGCUCAACAUCCAUGUGUAGACGGCCUUUGGAACCACAUGCAAAUAACCUUCAGAAUCGAAAGGCGGGAAGUAAAAACAAAGAGGUACAUCGACACGAAAUGGUCUACAAUAUACAUAAUAUUUGGGAAGGUUGGACAAUGAAUGUGAAUGGCAAUGUUGAGUUUCAUGAGAUUCCUAUAGGUUUAAAUGGUCUUAUGGUUAACAAGAUCGUAAAUAUGGAAAAAUUUGGUGCGAAGUCCAUUGUGGUUGCUUUCGGUAAUAUAAUGAAAUUAUUCUAUCUAGGUAAAGAAGAGUUAAUAUUAACUGCUGAUUGUGCGGGUUCUAAUGGGGAAAACACUGGUUUGCGUUUUAUUAAUAAAAGGAGAGAUCGCCUUAACAAUAAAAAGGCCUAUGUCUCUACCAUUUAUAGUAAUCUGAUUCCUGAAGAUUAA
This is a messenger RNA of Eremothecium sinecaudum, 3807 nucleotides long. Its product is annotated as HGL193Cp. NCBI's taxonomy places the organism in Eukaryota, Fungi, Ascomycota, Saccharomycetes, Saccharomycetales, Saccharomycetaceae. The transcript has a single exon. Gene Ontology annotation, molecular function: sterol binding; protein binding. The coding region runs from base 1 to 3807 and encodes 1268 amino acids. Gene Ontology annotation, biological process: SREBP signaling pathway. The record is from RefSeq and is a predicted model, not a curated record. Gene Ontology annotation, cellular component: endoplasmic reticulum membrane; Golgi membrane.